UUAGAGAAAGUGUUGAUUCACUAGCAUGAAGCCGAGAACGCAGUAGCCUUUGUGUGUGCUGAAUGUGUCCGGAAAGUCAAAGAAGGGCGAGAUGCUCCCGUGGGGUUUCCCAUCUCCAUGGCGGUAGGUGCUGACAGCUUGAGAGAAAGCACGGAGGGGCAGAGAGAAAAGAACUCCGAGGUGUCCGGCUCGGAGUUGAAAAGGACAUGAGAUGAAAAGGACACGGGGUUCGGAGCUGAACUUCAUGUCCCGUAACUAAGUGCAACAGAGUGGCAGGAUCCUCCAGUCUGAAGCGGUCCCUUCUUCUUACACUCGCUUCCCCUAUCUAGCACAGAGAGCUAGGGUAAAGGAGCUGAAUCUGAAAUAGUGUCCCUAUCAGUUCUGUUUGGUCCUGGGAAGUAUACAAGGAAGAAGAACCUCCGUGGAAGAGAGAGGAAGCUACGGGUGCGGAAGGUUUCAACCGACAACCCCAGACCACCACAAGGCCACGCACCCAGAACUACACGACUCACCUGGAUGCCCAGGGCGUAGGAAAGAAUGAGCUAUUACGGCAGCAGCUAUCCGAUUGUGAACGUGGACGCCAAAUACCCAGGCUACCCGCCCGAGCACAUCGUGUCCGAGAAGAGAAGAGCCAGGAGACGCCUGCUCCACAAAGAUGGCAGUUGCAACGUGUACUUCAAGCACAUCUUUGGGGAGUGGGGGAGCUACGUGGUGGACAUUUUCACCACCCUCGUAGACACCAAGUGGCGCCACAUGUUUGUGAUCUUCUCUCUGUCUUACAUCCUCUCCUGGUUGAUCUUCGGCUCUAUCUUUUGGCUGAUAGCCUUUCAUCACGGAGACCUGUUAAAUAACCCAGACAUCACGCCUUGCGUGGACAACGUCCAUUCUUUCACCGGCGCGUUUCUCUUCUCCCUGGAGACGCAGACCACCAUCGGCUACGGCUACCGCUGUGUCACGGAAGAAUGCUCGGUGGCCGUGCUCACCGUGAUCCUUCAGUCCAUCUUAAGCUGCAUCAUCAAUACGUUCAUCAUCGGCGCCGCCCUGGCCAAAAUGGCCACCGCUCGAAAGAGAGCGCAAACCAUCCGCUUCAGCUAUUUUGCGCUCAUAGGCAUGCGCGAUGGGAAGCUGUGCCUCAUGUGGCGCGUCGGGGACUUCCGGCCAAACCACGUGGUCGAGGGCACAGUGCGAGCCCAGCUCCUCCGCUACACGGAAGACAGCGAAGGGCGCAUGACCAUGGCCUUUAAAGACCUCAAGUUGGUCAAUGACCAGAUUAUCCUCGUCACGCCAGUAACCAUUGUUCAUGAGAUUGAUCACGAGAGCCCUCUGUAUGCCCUUGACCGGAAAGCAGUGGCCAAAGAUAACUUUGAGAUUUUGGUGACAUUUAUCUAUACCGGUGAUUCCACGGGGACUUCCCACCAGUCCAGAAGUUCCUAUAUUCCCCGAGAAAUUCUCUGGGGUCACAGGUUUAAUGAUGUCUUGGAAGUGAAGAGAAAGUACUACAAAGUGAACUGCUUAGAGUUUGAGGGAAGUGUCGAAGUGUAUGCUCCCUUCUGCAGUGCCAAACAACUGGAUUGGAAAGACCAGCAGCUCCACAGCAUGGAAAAAGCCCCGCCAGGCCGAGGAGCCUGCAUGGCAGACACCAAGGUCAGGAGAAGGUCAUUCAGUGCAGUUGCCAUUGUCAGCAGCUGUGAAAGCCCGGAGGAGACCACCACUUCUGCCAUGGACGAGUGUAAGGAAACAUCUUAUCAGAAAGCUCUCCUGACUUUAAAUAGAAUCUCUGUAGAAUCCCAAAUGUAGUCCCAAAGUGCAAUUACAAGGGCUACCACUCAAUCAUUUUACUAUGGAGCCAAUCACCUUAAGGCAAGUAGUUGUAAACAGGGCUUUAAAAGAAUGUGAUAGCUAUGUUUGACGCUGAUGGGAGUAAGAAGAGCAGGUUAAACUUGAUCAGAGAUAAUCUAAAAAUCACAUAGUAUCCAAUUGUUUAAACUUUUUUUUUUUUUUGCUAGCAAUUUUUGUGUUAGGGAUGCUAUUGAGAGCCUAAUUGAUUAACAUAAAUUUCAUCUGCUUUUAUUAUUCUGUAUACUUGUAUCUUUAAUUGGAGGUGUAAUAUUCAAUAAUGGGGGAACAAGGUAGGAUACUAGAAUAAAUAAAAAUAGGAGAGGCAACCAGCAUGAAUAAUAAACAUUUUAGUGUAUCAGAAUUGAUAGUAUAAGGAGUGGUUUCUCAUAAAAACAUCAUAUCACCUAACCAAGAUAUGCAAGGCAUGCAUUCAGUAAAUUGAAUGUUGAAAUAAUGAACUGUGACAUCAACUGGCCUAUUUGUGUCACUAUGUUUGCCCCUCAUAGUGUCUUGGUAUCAGCAGGCAAGAGUUAGUGGCUGUAA
Molecule: messenger RNA, 2382 nt
Organism: Rhinolophus ferrumequinum (greater horseshoe bat)
Lineage: Eukaryota; Metazoa; Chordata; Mammalia; Chiroptera; Rhinolophidae
Gene: KCNJ16
Product: potassium inwardly rectifying channel subfamily J member 16
Exons: 4
Coding region: 538-1797 (419 amino acids)
Biological process (GO): potassium ion import across plasma membrane; regulation of monoatomic ion transmembrane transport
Cellular component (GO): plasma membrane
Molecular function (GO): inward rectifier potassium channel activity
Source: RefSeq, a predicted model, not a curated record